This is a messenger RNA of Eubalaena glacialis (North Atlantic right whale), 5524 nucleotides long. It is a transcript of the gene CLASP2, whose product is annotated as cytoplasmic linker associated protein 2. The transcript is spliced from 37 exons. The record is from RefSeq and is a predicted model, not a curated record. Gene Ontology annotation, molecular function: microtubule binding. Lineage: Eukaryota; Metazoa; Chordata; Mammalia; Artiodactyla; Balaenidae. Gene Ontology annotation, cellular component: spindle microtubule; cytoplasmic microtubule; microtubule organizing center. Gene Ontology annotation, biological process: mitotic spindle assembly. Bases 204 to 4730 code for a protein of 1508 amino acids.
CUGAAGCGGGUUGGGGCGCGGGGGGCGCCGAGUUUGACUAGUUUGGGGGCCGAUCCGCGCCUGGCGCUGCACCCGCCGCGCCCCGCGAGCCGCGCCUCGGCUGGACCCAGCGCGUCCCUCCCGUUCCCGUGGGGCCCCGCGCUGGCGGCUGGGCGGUGCUCGGCGAAAGUUGGUCCCUCACAGGCGGGCGAGCGGUCGCGGCCAUGGAGCCCCGCUGCAUGGAGUACUUCAGCGCCCAGGUGCAGCAGAAGGACGUCGGCGGCCGCCUGCAGGUCGGUCAGGAGCUGCUGCUCUACCUCGGCGUCCCCGGCGCCAUCCCAGACCUGGAGGAGGACCUGGGCUGUCUGGGCAGGACGGUCGACGCUCUCACCGGCUGGGUGGGCUCGAGCAACUACCGGGUGUCAUUAAUGGGAUUGGAAAUUUUAAGUGCCUUCGUGGACAGAUUAUCAACACGAUUUAAGUCCUAUGUAGCAAUGGUUAUUGUAGCUUUAAUAGACAGAAUGGGAGAUGCCAAAGACAAGGUUCGAGAUGAAGCUCAGACUCUGAUACUGAAGUUAAUGGAUCAAGUAGCACCACCUAUGUACAUUUGGGAACAGUUGGCUUCUGGUUUUAAGCACAAGAAUUUUCGAUCUCGAGAAGGCGUGUGUCUGUGUCUUAUUGAAACAUUAAACAUUUUUGGGGCUCAGCCACUAGUCCUCAGCAAGUUGGUACCACAUUUGUGUAUCCUAUUUGGAGAUUCCAACAGUCAGGUUAGAGAUGCUGCAAUAUUGGCUGUGGUGGAGAUUUAUAGACAUGUGGGAGAGAAAGUGAAAGUGGACCUUUGUAAGAGAGGAAUUCCCCUUGCUAGAUUAGAAAUGAUACUUGGCAAAUUUGAUGAAGUGCAAAAUUCAGGUGGUAUGAUUUUGAGUGCCUGCAAAGAUAAAAGCUUUGAUGAUGAAGAAUCAGUGGAUGGAAAUAGGCCAUCAUCAGCUGCUUCAGCCUUCAAGGUUCCUGCACCUAAAACAUCCGGAAAUCCUGUCAACAGUGCAAGGAAGCCUGGUUCAGCAGGUGGCCCUAAGGUUGGAGGUGCUUCUAAGGAAGGAGGUGCCGGAGCAGUUGAUGAAGAUGAUUUUAUAAAGGCUUUUACAGAUGUCCCUUCUAUACAGAUCUAUUCUAGUCGAGAACUUGAAGAAACAUUAAAUAAAAUCAGGGAAAUUUUGUCAGAUGACAAACACGACUGGGAUCAGCGUGCCAAUGCACUUAAGAAAAUUCGAUCAUUGCUUGUUGCUGGAGCUGCACAAUAUGAUGGCUUUUUCCAACAUUUACGCUUGUUGGAUGGAGCACUUAAACUUUCAGCUAAGGAUCUUAGAUCCCAGGUGGUUAGAGAAGCUUGCAUUACUGUGGCCCAUCUUUCAACAGUUUUGGGAAACAAGUUUGAUCAUGGAGCUGAAGCCAUUGUACCUACACUUUUUAAUCUCGUCCCCAAUAGUGCAAAAGUCAUGGCAACUUCUGGAUGUGCAGCAAUCAGAUUCAUAAUUCGGCAUACUCAUGUACCCAGACUUAUACCUUUAAUAACAAGCAAUUGCACAUCAAAAUCAGUUCCUGUAAGGAGGCGUUCAUUUGAAUUUUUAGAUUUGUUGUUACAGGAGUGGCAGACUCAUUCAUUGGAAAGACAUGCAGCCGUCUUGGUUGAAACUAUUAAGAAGGGAAUUCAUGAUGCUGAUGCUGAGGCCAGAGUGGAGGCAAGAAAGACUUACAUGGGUCUUAGAAACCACUUUCCUGGUGAAGCUGAAUCACUGUAUAAUUCCCUUGAGCCAUCUUAUCAGAAGAGUCUUCAAACUUACUUAAAGAGUUCUGGCAGUGUAGCAUCUCUUCCACAAUCAGACAGGUCCUCAUCUAGCUCACAAGAAAGUCUCAACCGCCCUUUUUCUUCCAAAUGGUCUACAGCAAACCCAUCAACUGUUGCUGGAAGAGUAUCAGCAGGCAGCAGCAAAGCCAGUUCCCUUCCAGGAAGCCUACAGCGUUCACGAAGUGAUAUUGAUGUGAAUGCUGCUGCUGGUGCCAAGGCACAUCAUGCUGCUGGGCAGGCUGUACGAAGUGGGCGGUUAGGUGCAGGUGCCCUGAAUCCAGGUUCCUACGCAUCACUAGGCCGGGUGAGAGCAAAGCUUUCAGCACCACUUGCUGGUAUGGGAAACUCCAAGACAGAUUCCAGAGGAAGAAGUCGAACAAAAAUGGUGUCUCAGUCACAGCCUGGCAGCCGGUCUGGGUCUCCGGGAAGAGUUCUGACCACAACAGCCCUCUCCACUGUGAGCUCUGGUGUUCAAAGAGUCCUGGUCAAUUCAGCCUCAGCACAGAAGAGAAGCAAGAUACCACGAAGCCAGGGCUGUAGCAGAGAGGCUAGUCCAUCUAGGCUCUCAGUGGCCCGAAGCAGUCGUAUUCCUCGACCAAGUGUGAGUCAAGGGUGCAGCCGGGAAGCCAGUCGGGAGAGCAGCAGGGAUACGAGUCCUGUUCGCUCUUUUCAGCCCCUUGGUCCAGGGUAUGGGAUCAGCCAAUCAAGCCGACUGUCAUCCUCUGUCAGUGCCAUGCGAGUCCUGAACACAGGUUCCGACGUGGAGGAGGCAGUAGCAGAUGCCUUGAAAAAACCUGCUCGAAGAAGAUAUGAAUCAUAUGGGAUGCAUUCAGAUGAUGAUGCCAACAGCGAUGCAUCCAGUGCUUGUUCAGAACGCUCCUAUAGCUCUCGGAAUGGUAGUAUUCCUACAUACAUGAGGCAGACAGAAGAUGUGGCAGAAGUCCUCAACAGAUGUGCUAGCUCCAACUGGUCAGAAAGGAAAGAAGGCCUCCUGGGUCUGCAGAACUUACUAAAAAAUCAGAGAACACUAAGUCGAGUUGAACUGAAAAGAUUAUGUGAAAUUUUCACAAGAAUGUUUGCUGAUCCUCAUGGCAAGGUGUUCAGCAUGUUUUUGGAGACUUUAGUGGACUUCAUACAAGUCCACAAAGAUGAUCUUCAAGAUUGGUUGUUUGUACUGCUGACCCAACUACUAAAAAAAAUGGGUGCUGAUUUGCUUGGGUCUGUUCAAGCAAAAGUUCAGAAAGCCCUCGAUGUUACAAGAGAAUCUUUUCCAAAUGAUCUUCAGUUCAAUAUUCUAAUGAGAUUUACAGUUGAUCAGACCCAGACACCAAGCUUGAAGACAGUCAAGCCAGCACUUCGGGACCAGCUUCACUCUUUUUGGAGUUCCAAGGUGAAGGUUGCUAUCCUCAAAUACAUAGAAACUCUGGCCAAACAGAUGGAUCCAGGAGAUUUUAUAAAUUCCAGUGAAACUCGCCUGGCAGUGUCUCGGGUCAUCACUUGGACAACAGAACCCAAAAGUUCUGAUGUUCGGAAGGCGGCGCAGUCAGUCCUGAUUUCCUUAUUUGAACUCAAUACCCCAGAGUUUACAAUGUUAUUAGGAGCUUUACCAAAAACUUUUCAGGAUGGUGCUACCAAGCUUCUUCAUAAUCACCUUCGAAACACUGGCAAUGGAACCCAGGGUUCCAUGGGGAGUCCUUUGACAAGACCAACACCACGGUCACCUGCCAACUGGUCCAGUCCUCUUACUUCUCCUACCAACACGUCACAGAAUACUUUAUCUCCAAGUGCAUUUGAUUAUGACACAGAAAAUAUGAAUUCUGAAGAUAUUUAUAGCUCUCUUAGAGGUGUCACUGAAGCAAUUCAGAAUUUCAGCUUCCGCAGUCAAGAAGAUAUGAAUGAGCCAUUGAAAAGGGAUUCUAAAAAAGAUGAAGGCGAUUCAACAUGUGGCGGUCCUGGGAUGUCUGACCCAAGAGCAGGAGGUGAUGCUACUGACUCAAGCCAAACAGCCCUUGAUAAUAAAGCUUCAUUGCUCCAUUCGAUGCCUGCUCACUCCUCUCCACGCUCUCGAGACUAUAAUCCGUAUAACUACUCAGAUAGCAUCAGUCCCUUCAAUAAGUCUGCCCUCAAGGAAGCCAUGUUUGAUGAUGAUGCUGACCAGUUUCCUGAUGAUCUUUCCUUAGACCAUUCUGACCUGGUUGCAGAGUUAUUGAAGGAGUUGUCUAACCAUAAUGAACGUGUAGAAGAAAGAAAAAUCGCCCUCUAUGAACUCAUGAAACUGACACAGGAAGAAUCUUUCAGUGUUUGGGAUGAACACUUCAAAACAAUAUUACUUUUAUUGCUUGAAACCCUUGGGGAUAAAGAGCCUACAAUCAGGGCUUUGGCAUUAAAGGUUUUAAGAGAAAUCCUAAGGCAUCAACCAGCAAGAUUUAAAAACUAUGCAGAACUGACUGUCAUGAAAACACUGGAAGCACAUAAAGAUCCUCAUAAGGAGGUGGUGAGAUCUGCUGAGGAAGCUGCGUCAGUGUUGGCCACUUCAAUCAGUCCGGAGCAGUGCAUCAAAGUGCUUUGUCCCAUCAUCCAAACUGCAGAUUACCCAAUUAAUCUGGCUGCAAUCAAAAUGCAAACAAAAGUGAUAGAGAGAGUUUCCAAGGAGACCCUUAACCUGCUUUUGCCAGAGAUUAUGCCAGGCCUAAUACAGGGUUAUGAUAAUUCGGAGAGCAGUGUUCGGAAAGCUUGCGUCUUCUGCCUGGUGGCUGUUCAUGCAGUAAUUGGUGAUGAACUAAAACCACAUCUCAGCCAGCUCACUGGCAGUAAAAUGAAGCUACUGAAUCUUUACAUCAAACGCGCACAAACAGGUUCUGGAGGAGCUGAUCCCACUACUGAUGUUUCUGGACAAAGUUAGUGAAGCUGAUGGAAGUGAACCAGGUCUCUCAAAGGAAGGACAGACAGACCACCCUCAUCAAUGAAAGGAAAUUUUCAAAUACAUCUUUUGGAAGUUACCAUUGUUUCCCAGUUUUAGUUUUUUGUUUUGUUUUGUAUUUUCUGUAACAGAGGGCUAUCCUCAGUCUGCAUGUAACUUUUAUGAUAGUUAUUCCAAAUUCAAGAAGAAGCAGUAUUAACAUCAGUUGGUCAAUACAAAGUAAUUUUUAAUCUAAUUCAUCAUUUCACAUGUUUUACUUCUUUGUCCUCCCAUUAACCUUUGCCAGUGUUAUGAUUGUAUCCAUUUUUUUAAAUGCUGGUUAAACAGGAAUGCUUAAAGCUUUAAAAGUUUAACAGUCUAAAACAUUUUUUGGCCUUCAUUCAAAUGCAGAAUAAUAUUUUUAUUGCUACUUUGAGUUUUGUUCCAUAUCAUGUCCUACGCUAGAAAUAUUGAAAUGAUGUGAAAUAAAGCAGGACUAAUCUGAACUACAGCUGGACUCUGUUGGUGUGAUGGUGAUACACGUCAUUAAUUAGUUGCAACUUCUUUGGGGUGAUCUGUAGUUUAAAACUAAGACCUCAAAGACAUGUUACAGAAUCAGCCAGUUCUGUAAGGCUGAUACCCUUUGUUGGUUGUUGAUCUUGCCAUCUUUAUUUAAAACCAUGUCCCCUCUAUGAUCCCUUAAGAAAGCUGUACCAAAUCAUCAGCCUGUGUUUUUCUUGUUACUUAUUAAAAUAGAAGGUUUCAUUGCAGGGUUUUUUGGUUUGUUUAUCUUUGUU